GAAAGCGGAACAGCUGAUUAUGACAGUUUGUUCCGCUGCCAAUUUGAAUUUUAUUUUUUGAGAAAUUCCCAUUUUUGAGGGUUUUUUGUGCAAACUUUGGUUUAUUUUAUUUUCUGAACUUUUUAUUAGCCAGUGGAAGCACUGAAUAGGAAAUACAAGCAAAGAAAAUCCAAUAAUUUGUGAAAAAUUUUCGUAAAAUCCAGUGACGUGCGAAGGUAACAGCGCCAUAAGUUGCAGCGGAUUUUUUUCGAAACUUCUCUGGUGGACUUCCUAGCGCACAGCAGGAAAAGAAUUAAUAUUUUUCGUGGAAUUUUGGAUUGUUUUGUUAUCUUUCGGACCACGCGGACGGCGAAAAUUCCUUCCGAAAUGUUUGCCGGGAAAUUAUGCUAAUUUAUAUCCUGCUAAUUGUUGUAGUUUGGUUUGGAAACGCAUUUCAAGUGAUUGACACACUCAGCAGGAUGAUGAGACGUAGGAGGAUGUACAGCUUCCGGCCAUACCAAAUUAACCGGAUUCAGUAUGCCUUUGGGGUUGCACCCAAACCACGCAGUGGGCACCGGAUUGUAUGCACGGAGCGCAGUAUUUACUGCUUUGGGGGCUUCAAUCCGAACAUCCCGUCGAAUACGGGUGUGAUCAGGGAUGUGUCACUGUUCCAAGAGCUCUGGCGCUAUGACACACUCUCCCGCGAGUGGGAGCUGAUCUUUGGGCCAGGAGAAGAAAUGCCCGAAGAACUUGCUUCGCAUGCAAUGCUUAUGCUUGGAAAUUCAAUCUUGAUUUUUGGUGGAACCUGUUAUCCCUUUGGCACACGUUGCUCCAAUAAACUCCACAUCUUCAAUACGAUCAGCAAGAAGUUGGCCACAGUGGAGACACGCGGUACACCCCCGCAGGAGAUGUACGGACAAGCUAUGGUGGUUCAUGAGGAGUAUCUGUACGUAAUAGGGGGUACAACAGGAUAUGACUACUCCUGUGAUGUUCACAGAUUAAACUUGAUGACGCACGAGUGGGAGCUCGUCUAUCACUGUGAUGAAAAUAAUGAGAGAGACCCCUCGGGGAGGUAUAGGCACGAAUUGGCGUAUGAUGGGGAGAAGAUUUAUAUUUUGGGUGGUGGAACAUCUUCAGUGGCCUUCACACUCUCCCAGAUACCUGCCUUUGAUCUCAAGAAGAAUGCGUGGAGUGUGGUGCAGACAAAGCCCGAUCCGACGUUUACGCUGCGUGACAACAAGCCGGCCUUUCCGGAGGCGCGCAAAUGCCAUUCGUGUGUGCAAAUUGAAUCAGCUGAGGGACCAUCUGUUGUCAUCAUUGGGGGCUACGAUACGUGCUAUCACAAUGAUAUUUGGAAGUUGAAUUUGCGCACCUUCGAGUGGCGAUGCUUCAGCAAGGUGUGCACGUUCCGGCCACUCUUCUUUCACGACGCCACCGUGACACGCGGGGGCUGCGUGUACAUCUACGGGGGUAUCACGUGCAAUGCCAUCACGAAUUCCAUCAAGAGAAUUAGCAAUAUGUACAAGAUUUGGAUGACAAUACCCAAAUUAUCGGAGAUGUGCAUUGAGGCGCUCAAUUUCUAUGCACCGCAUCUCAAGGAAUCCUCCCCGAAGGAUCUCCUAAAGCUCGGUGUUCCUCCGCCAUUUGUCGAUAGACUCACGACAAAGAGCAUCAAUUGAUUCUCUUUUUGCAGUUUAUUCUUUUUUUUUCAAAGGGCUGUCCUUUUAGUUUCAUCAAUCUCUAACAAAAAUAUUAAGUAUGUAAAAAAAAAUCUUGAAUCAAUUUUAUCUCUCCCCGCUGAAUCAUUGUGAAUUUUGCUUAUAAAUUCAAUAUAGUUUUCUCAGGUCUUCUUGGACUUGUUAGCGAAGAAAAGUUAAUAAAAAAAUCGAUUAGAUUGUGAAAAAUAAAAAUAUAUUGAUUUGAAAA
Molecule: messenger RNA, 1905 nt
Organism: Lutzomyia longipalpis
Lineage: Eukaryota; Metazoa; Arthropoda; Insecta; Diptera; Psychodidae
Product: kelch domain-containing protein 10 homolog
Exons: 3
Coding region: 384-1658 (424 amino acids)
Biological process (GO): positive regulation of stress-activated MAPK cascade
Molecular function (GO): protein binding
Source: RefSeq, a predicted model, not a curated record